ACAGAACACGACCUCAUGAUUAACAAAACCGACCAAAUGUUUGAAGACGACGAGAUUAUCACCGUCUCGUCCACUGGCACAAUGACUCCUGCAUCAAAUCGAGAGCCCACCAUCACGAUCUUGAUUGACAUUGAGAAUUCCCAAAAGUCUUUCGGAACACUCCUGCAGAUCAAGAUGCGUCGAAGUAUGCCUUUCGGAGUGCUCGUGGAAAUGCUCAAAACCAAGUUCAAGAACAGAGAAAACUACUUUCUUCGCUUGUGGGCGGUUUCGGACCCACGAGCUAUUGGGCCAUGGUCGACCGAUGACUGGAGAAUAAUCUUCGACAGUGAUACUCCUGAUNCAUGUAUGAGUUUCUGCCCCCAAGAUAUCGCACUUUUGCUAACUACGUGUGUUCUUGCUCAGCUGGAACUAGAAGAUCGCGCAAAGCUUCGAUUCCAGUACGAAUUCGGCGUCGAGGCUAUUGAUGUAUCAAAUCUGUUUCUUGAGACAGAUUGA
Aureobasidium musti is the source of this 495-nucleotide messenger RNA. The record is from the annotation of a GenBank genome assembly. Lineage: Eukaryota; Fungi; Ascomycota; Dothideomycetes; Dothideales; Saccotheciaceae.